Messenger RNA from Austrofundulus limnaeus, 6849 nucleotides. It is a transcript of the gene smarca4b, whose product is annotated as SWI/SNF related BAF chromatin remodeling complex subunit ATPase 4b. Lineage: Eukaryota; Metazoa; Chordata; Actinopteri; Cyprinodontiformes; Rivulidae. Gene Ontology annotation, biological process: regulation of DNA-templated transcription. The transcript has 34 exons. Bases 144 to 5147 code for a protein of 1667 amino acids. The record is from RefSeq and is a predicted model, not a curated record. Gene Ontology annotation, cellular component: nucleus. Gene Ontology annotation, molecular function: histone binding; ATP binding.
ACACCGACAGCCGCUGCCAGACAUUCGGUCAUAGGAGCGGUGGAGGGGGGCGCUCGAGCCACGUCGGUGAAACAAAUCAGCGCUUGAAGGCAGCCUUGGAACAGGGUCCCUGCUGCUCACCAAGGAGCAGGUGAUCCAGGGCCAUGUCAACACCUGAUCCUCCCAUGGGGGGCACCCCUCGGCCAGGUCCCUCCCCUGGUCCGGGCCCCUCCCCUGGUGCCAUGCUGGGCCCCAGCCCCGGGCCCUCCCCGGGCUCCUCUCACAGCAUGAUGGGCCCCAGCCCUGGCCCUCCUCCCCCCUCGGGACACCCCCAGCCGGGGCCCUCGGGCUACGGCCCAGAUAACAUGCACCCCCUGCACAAACCCAUGGAGUCCAUGCACGACAAGAGCCUGGGUGAGGAGAGCCGUUUCAGUCAAAUGAAGGGGAUGUCUAUGAGACCGGGCGGGCACAGCGGCAUGGGCCCCCCACCCAGUCCUCUGGACCAACACUCGCAGGGUUACCACUCUCCGUUAGGUGGCUCUGACCACUCCAGUCCCGUGGCUUCAAAUGGGCCCCCAUCUGGUCCCCUAAUGCCAUCAGCUUCGUCCUCCUCUUCUUCCGCUGGUCCUGGAUCUUCCUCAGCCUCCCUAGAUGGCCCCAGUGGAGACCAACACUCCUUGGGGCCAAAUAACCGGCCUGGACCUCCAGGUAGUUCCGGACCAGGCCCGGGCUCUGGUCCAAGUCUUGGCUCUGGUGUCUCAACUCUGGGCUCUGGUCUUGAAAACAGCGGCCCWGCUGGUCCGGGUGGCCCAACUCCCUUCAACCAGAACCAGCUUCAUCAGCUCAGAGCCCAGAUCAUGGCGUAUAAGAUGCUGGCCCGGGGCCAACCUCUGCCGGAUCAUCUCCAGAUGGCUGUUCAGGGAAAGAGGCCCAUGCCGGGGAUGCAGCAGCAGCAGCCCAUGACCAGCUUGGUCCCUGGACCUGGCGGAGGGCCAGGAAGUGUUCCAGCAGGACCAGGAUCAGGGCCUGGGCCGAUGGGCUCGGGCUAUAGCCGAGCUCAUGGAAUGAUGGGUCCAAACAUGCCUCCCCCAGGUCCAUCAGGGACCCCAGUUGGAAUGCAAGGACCAAACCCCAAUGGACCACCAAAGUCCUGGCCUGAAGGUCCCAUGGUGAACGCAGCAGCCCCCUCCAACGCACCUCAAAAACUGAUCCCCCCUCAACCCACCGGCAGGCCUUCCCCUGCCCCUCCUUCAGUUCCCCCGGCUGCCUCGCCCGUCAUGCCCCCACAGACCCAGUCCCCCGGUCAGCCGGCACAGCCUCCUCCCAUGAUGCCUUACCACGCCAAGCAGAACCGCAUUACUCCCAUUCAGAAGCCCUGCGGCCUCGACCCAGUAGAGAUCCUGCAGGAGAGGGAGUACAGGUUACAGGCUCGAAUCGCUCAUCGCAUUGCUGAGCUGGAGAACCUUCCAGGUUCUUUAGCUGGUGAUUUACGCACCAAAGCUACAAUAGAACUUAAAGCUCUUCGCCUGCUUAACUUCCAGCGACAGCUGCGUCAGGAGGUGGUAGUGUGCAUGCGACGCGACACGGCUCUGGAGACGGCGCUCGACGCAAAGGCCUACAAGCGGAGCAAGCGUCAGUCUCUGCGGGAGGCUCGCAUCACAGAGAAACUGGAGAAGCAGCAGAAGAUUGAGCAGGAGCGCAAACGAAGGCAAAAACAUCAGGAGUACCUCAACAGCAUCCUCCAGCAUGCCAAAGACUUCAAGGAGUAUCACCGCUCAGUCACGGGGAAAAUUCAGAAGCUGACCAAAGCUGUGGCCACCUACCACGCCAACACGGAGCGAGAGCAGAAGAAGGAGAACGAGCGCAUUGAGAAGGAACGAAUGAGGAGGCUCAUGGCCGAGGACGAGGAGGGUUACCGGAAACUGAUCGACCAGAAGAAGGAUAAGCGCCUGGCUUACCUCCUGCAGCAAACCGAUGAGUACGUUGCCAACCUGACGGAGCUGGUCCGAGCCCACAAAGCUGCACAGGCCCUCAAGGAGAAGAAAAAGAAGAAGAARAAAAAGAAGAAGUUGGAGAAUGCAGAGGGUCAGACUCCUGCUUUGGGCCCUGAUGGAGAGCCUCUGGAUGAGACAAGUCAAAUGAGUGACCUGCCUGUGAAGGUCAUCCAUGUUGACAGUGGGAACAUCCUGACCGGUGUGGACGCUCCCAAAGCCGGACAGCUGGAGACCUGGCUAGAGAUGAACCCUGGUUACGAGGUAGCUCCACGCUCAGACAGUGAAGACAGCGAAGAGGAGGAAGAGGAGGAGGAGGAGGAAGAGGAGCCUCAGCCCUCAGCAACUCCGGUCGAUGAGAAGAAGAAGAUUACAGACCCGGAUAGUGAGGACGUGUCGGAGGUGGAUGUCCGACACAUCAUAGAGCAUGCUAAACAGGAUGUGGAUGACGAGUACAUGGGUGCAGCGUUCGCUCGAGGACUACAGUCCUAUUAUGCUGUGGCUCACGCCGUCACAGAGAAGGUGGAUAAACAGUCCACUUUACUGAUAAAUGGGCAGCUUAAACAGUACCAGAUUAAAGGUCUGGAGUGGCUGGUUUCUCUUUACAAUAACAAUCUAAAUGGGAUCCUGGCUGAUGAGAUGGGUCUGGGAAAAACCAUCCAGACUAUCGCUCUCAUUACGUACCUCAUGGAGCACAAACGCCUCAACGGACCCUACCUCAUCAUAGUACCACUAUCAACUUUAUCUAACUGGGUGUAUGAGUUCGACAAGUGGGCACCGUCGGUUGUGAAAGUGUCCUACAAGGGGUCCCCUGCUGCCAGAAGAGCCUUUGUCCCCCAACUUCGCAGUGGCAAGUUCAAUGUUUUACUCACCACUUAUGAGUACAUUAUCAAAGACAAGCAAGUGUUAGCCAAGAUCCGCUGGAAGUAUAUGAUUGUGGAUGAAGGCCACCGCAUGAAGAACCACCACUGUAAGCUGACCCAGGUCCUGAACACCCACUACCUUGCUCCGAGGCGAGUCCUGCUGACCGGGACUCCGCUACAAAACAAACUACCUGAGCUGUGGGCACUUCUCAACUUCCUUUUGCCCACCAUUUUCAAGAGCUGCAGCACCUUCGAACAGUGGUUUAAUGCUCCGUUUGCCAUGACUGGAGAAAAGGUGGACCUGAAUGAAGAAGAGACCAUCUUGAUUAUUCGCCGCCUACACAAAGUGCUACGCCCCUUCCUGUUACGGAGGUUAAAGAAGGAAGUGGAGGCACAGCUUCCAGAGAAGGUGGAAUAUGUCAUCAAGUGUGACAUGUCGGCUCUUCAGAGGGUCCUGUACAGACACAUGCAGGCCAAGGGGGUCCUGCUCACGGAUGGAUCAGAGAAAGACAAGAAGGGCAAAGGAGGCACAAAAACACUGAUGAACACCAUCAUGCAGCUGAGGAAGAUCUGCAACCAUCCUUACAUGUUUCAGCAGAUUGAGGAGUCCUUCUCUGAACAUUUAGGAUUCUCCGGCGGAAUCGUCCAGGGUCCUGACCUGUAUCGAGCAUCGGGAAAGUUUGAAGUGUUGGAUCGAAUCCUGCCAAAGCUGAGAGCCACAAACCACAAAGUGCUGCUUUUCUGUCAGAUGACCACGCUCAUGACCAUCAUGGAGGACUACUUCGCUUACCGCAGCUUCAAGUACCUGCGUCUGGAUGGCACCACGAAGGCUGAAGACAGAGGGAUGCUACUGAAGACGUUCAAUGAUCCUGAGUCAGAAUACUUUAUUUUUCUUCUGAGCACAAGAGCAGGAGGUCUCGGACUCAACCUGCAGUCUGCCGACACUGUGAUUAUUUUUGACUCGGACUGGAACCCGCAUCAGGACCUGCAGGCUCAGGACCGAGCCCACCGGAUAGGCCAGCAGAACGAGGUGCGAGUGCUGCGUCUCUGCACAGUAAACAGUGUAGAGGAGAAAAUCUUGGCCGCAGCCAAAUACAAACUGAAUGUWGACCAGAAAGUCAUCCAGGCCGGCAUGUUUGACCAGAAGUCUUCCAGCCACGAGCGCAGGGCCUUCCUGCAGGCCAUCUUGGAGCACGAGGAGCAAGACGAGGUCUGGGGACAGGAAGUCAUGAAUGAGGAAGACGAGGUGCCAGACGAUGAGACGGUCAACCAAAUGAUUGCCAGGAGUGAAGAAGAGUUUGAGCAGUUCAUGCGCAUGGAUCUGGACCGCCGUCGAGAAGAGGCCCGCAAUCCCCGCCGCAAACCUCGUCUGAUGGAGGAGGACGAGCUUCCCACGUGGAUCAUGAAGGACGACGCUGAAGUGGAGCGGCUGACCUGCGAGGAGGAGGAGGAGAAGAUGUUCGGGCGAGGCUCCCGGCAGCGAAAGGAGGUGGACUACAGCGAUUCCCUGACGGAGAAGCAGUGGCUCAAGGCGAUUGAGGAAGGCACGCUCGAGGAGGUGGAGGAAGAAGUGCGCCACAAAAAGACCACCCGCAAGAGAAGGAGGGACCGUGACCUGGACCUCCCCGGACCCUCUUGUUCCUCCGGUAGCCGAGGACGGGGGGACAGAGAUGAUGAUGGGAAGCGCCAGAGGAAGAGGGGACGUCCACCUGCCGAGAAACUGUCUCCCAAUCCCCCCUCCCUCACAAAGAAGAUGAAGAAAAUUGUGGAUGCUGUCAUUAAAUACAAAGAUAGCACCAGCGGGCGUCAGCUGAGCGAGGUGUUCAUCCAGCUGCCGUCUCGGAAAGAACUGCCAGAAUAUUACGAACUAAUCCGAAAACCAGUGGACUUUAGGAAGAUCAAGGAGAGGAUUCGAAGUCAUCGUUACCGCAGUCUGGGUGACCUGGAAAGAGACGUCAUGCUUCUCUUCCAAAACGCUCAGACCUUCAACCUGGAGGGCUCCCUGAUAUAUGAGGACUCCAUCGUUCUCCAGUCUGUGUUCACCAGCCUGAAGCAGAAGAUUGAGAAGGAGGAGGAAAGUGAUGGAGAGGAGAGUGAGGAAGAGGAGGAGGAGCAGGAGGACGGCUCGGAGUCUGAAUCACGCUCUGUGAAGGUGAAAAUCCGCCUGGGCAGGAAGGACAAAGGUGGCGAUCGAGGGAAAGGUCGCAGCAGACGUUCAGGACGGACCAGGGCCAAACCUGUCGUCAGYGAUGACGACUCUGAGGACGAGCAGGAAGAGGAGCGCUCACCCAGCGGCACCGACGAGGAGUCCUAAACUGUGGUUUAGAAGAGUCGGAGACGCAAAAGGGAUAGUCGGCCAAAUAAAACACCACGUGAUUAUUGARGCAAGCCUCAGUCAACUCCAUUCACCCUCAGUCAAACGCUGUAGGAACAGAGUCAACACUACGGGACGGAUCCUGAUCCAGACUGACCUCAGAGGUUCUGAAACAGAGAAAACCAGUUUAAUUCACUCGACUCUGUUUAUUUGACCCAGUUUGGCGAAGUCAAACCCRGUCUGCAGCAGUGGCGUCAGACAGGAAAGAAGCAAGAGAAUCCAGAUUAUUUAAAAGAAGAUGUGCCGUCAUGUCAUCCUGAUAUCAUGCAAUGUGUUAGCGCUCAGAGUGAGGGAGGACGUUCUGUUAUUAUCACACCAAAAUUAACCUCAAUAUCUUUAAAACUGAGUUAAAGUCAGUGGCUGAUAACAAAGAUAUGUAUGUGUUGUUAUGUCAGUUAACAUUUUAAAGAUAAAAUUAUCUCAACAGUAUUUAACAGUGUGCUCAGAAUAAUGUAGUCAAGGUUAUUUAUUUAUUUAUUUAUCUGUUUAUUUAUUUAGUUUUUGUUGGGUACUGCAUAAUUUAUUUUUAGAACGUUUUACUGAAAUCCUAGUAUACAUCUCAUAUAUCCUUUAUUGAGAUUUGCAUACUUAGCAUUAAUAAUUAAGCCUAAAAUUCAURAUUUAUUAGUAAUUUCAAAAAAUGUUAACACCAAACGGAGUUGUGCAAAUAUUUUAUUAUAGUUAGACAUUUAAUACAACAUAAAAUUAUUGAAAGGGUAUCAUUUUGUGAGCAGUUACAACUAUCUCACUCAUCUAUACAACAGUGUUAAAAGAUGAGCGGCUGAGUUUUGGACAGUUUGUAAAGAUGUUUUUUUUUUCUUUCUAAACCAACAAACAGAGAGAUCACUUCUUCAAGGUCUUUGAUAGGAAGAAUCAGCUUCUCCUUGGCGAUGAGGUUUAAAUAAAAAAUUAAUUAAUUUCACAACAGUUUUUAUCUGUUUGUUUUACUUUAAAAGCACAAUCGAAGCUAACACUGAGAUUAGCUGUGUGCUUUUACCAACCUUCGGCCCCCCUGGAGCCUCUGUGAGGAGCGUGUUUGAGUGUUUAGGACUGAGGAGCUCUGGUUGAGUUGGACCCCCAGCCUGUUGUGGGCUCGGGGCGUUCCCAGACUCCUCCGCGGCCGUUUGACUGAGGCUUAAUGGAGAUGUCUUCACACUGCACAUAGAAAGAACAUGAAGAACCCAGCUGCUGCUUCUCGUUCCUCUUCCAGUACGGACCACCGUCAACCGUUGAUUGUAAACUUGAAGAAUAGUUCAGUUGUGAUUCGUCGAUGAGCACUGUAGCUUUUAUUGUUUCUCCUUCAGUUGUCGUGUGGUGAUAUUAGGAUUUUUAAACCGUUUCAUUCUUCUUCUGCAUUUUUUUUUUAAACGUUUUCUCUUUCUAAGACAAAGGACCAGAGGGACAGUGGCUCCUCUCUGCUUGUGACUGCCUCGAGGCUGCAUGGUGUUGGAUAUACUGUGAAGAGUAUUUAUAGMUUAUAACGUCAGUGCACGUAUGCACAGCUUGCAAGUUCAGUACUGUAUACUUCUCAUUACAGUAGAGGAACCAAAGCAUCAAUGUUUUCUCCACUGAAUUAUCUCCAUCCAUCUUUGUUUGUGUUGUACCACUGUCGCUUGAACGAAACAAUAAAUUGUUGACAUUG